UGUGGCGGACAGACUUUCUGGCUGUGUGUGAAACCUUCCCAAGAGCGCUAAUACGCGCCAGCCCUCCUCAAUCCAACGUAGCCGCGAGCUGCACUAGCCCCGGAAGUGUGUCGUACGGGCGGCUCCGCUCCCUGAACGCCAUACUUUGCCCGGUGGAGUGGAGCAGCAGAAACGCAGACGGAGCAUCCGGUAAACCAACGGUAAAACGGCAAAGACCAGCUCAGAAAAUGGCUGAACAGGAGCCCACCCCGGAGCAGCUGGCAGCCAUCGCGGCUGAGAACGAGGAAGAGGAGAAGGUGAACUACCGGCCCCCGGCCCAGAAGUCCCUGCAGGAGAUCCAGGAGCUGGACAAGAACGACGAGAGCCUCCGGAAGUACAAGGAGGCCCUGCUCGGGGCCGCCCCGGUCGCCGCAGACCCCGCCGCCCCGAACGUGGUGGUGACGCGCCUGACCCUGCUGUGCGAGACAGCCCCGGGGCCCCUGGUCCUGGACCUGACGGGAGAUCUGGACUCUUUCAAAAAGAACCCUUUUGUGCUGAAGGAAGGAGUGGAGUAUAGGAUAAAGAUCAGCUUCAAGGUGAACAAAGAGAUCGUCUCGGGGCUGAAGUACGUCCAGCAGACCUUCAGGAAAGGAAUAAGGAUUGACAAAACCGAUUACAUGGUGGGCAGUUACGGGCCGCGGGAAACUGAGUAUGACUUCCUGACCACGCUAGAGGAGGCGCCCAAGGGCAUGCUCGCCCGGGGCACCUACACCAUCAAGUCCAAGUUCACUGACGACGACAAGCACGACCACCUCUCCUGGGAGUGGGACCUCAACAUCAAGAAAGACUGGACAGACUGAAAUGCCUUCAGAAGUAGCAUCAUUCCCACAUUUCUUUCUUAAUAGCAUUUAUUCCUCCCCUCCUCCCUGCCCUCGUCAUCCCUUCCCAUCCACUGCUUAACGUCUGGUGGCGUCAAAGGCUUCAUCUACCCGUCCAGCUUCCCCCGGUUAUUCUGCUCCACACACACACACACACUCACACACAGACACAUGCGCGCACACACACACUCACACUCACACACACACACACACACAGACACAUAUACACACGCACACACACACAGACACACAGUCACAGACAUACACACACACAAACACACAGUCACAGUCACACACACACACACACACACAGACACACAGUCACAGACAUACACACACACAAACACACAGUCACAGUCACACACACACACACACAGACACAUAUACACACACACUCACACACUAGCACACACACAUACAACCUCCCCAUCCAGUCACACUCUUUACACUACUGUACUGUACCCAUCUUUGACCCGCCCUGUAUUGUUUGUGCUGCUUGAAGGGAUAGCGCCUUCUCCAGCCCCCGAAACCCCUGCGUCCCUCCUCUCCUCCUCUCUUCCUCCCUUCCUCCCCUCCUCCACGGCGUCUUCCACAGCCCAGAAAUACGCGAGUGGAAAAAAAACAAAAAAAAAAUGUACGAUCCUUUUUUUUUUUUUUUUUUUUGCAUAUUUCUUUCAACAUAACUACUCAAGUAGGUAAAAUCAGGCAAAAUUAUUUUCACUUAUUGUCAAUAUUUUGGCAUGGCUGUUAUUAAUCAAUCUCCAUGAUUGUUAUUCUUGUUAUGAUGUUUUCCAUCAUCUCCCUGACCCCCAUCCCUAACCCCACCCACACCCCCCCCACCACCACCACCCCCACCUUUCCCUUCUCAUCUCUUCUCUAACACAUUCUCUUUUCCCCUCCCUACAUGUUUUUUUUCUUCAAACCGAAGUCUGCCUUGUGAAGUGUGCAUGUGAAUGAAACCCAGAGCUGCUGUGUGUCAGCUGCUCCUCCCCCAAUUCUCGCUCGGGCGUUCCGCUGCGGUCCUGGGCCAGGCGGACGUCGAAAUGGAAACUAAAACUAAAUUGGAGCGCGAGCUUACCCCUUCCCCCCCCCCCCCCCCCCCCGAGCGGUCGAAACGGGGCCAGACGUUGGAGAUCAGUGUGGAAGCGCAAGGGGUUGAAAGGUCUUUACGCAGCUACGCAGUUCCUUUUGGGGUUUUGGGAAAAGACUGUUGCCGGCAGCGAGGUCAGUCGGUGUGCCGGCCGAUGUCUGUGAGUUCUGUUGAAGCCUGUCGGAGGUGCCGGCUGAGGCCCACGACCGCCCCCCUUGCGAACUCGAGAGGAGCCCGUAUGUCACUUUCGGCCGAGCCAGACGAUUGGUCAGUAGCGGUUUAUUUAUCCCGAUGGUUCGUUUCCUGCAGCUUCGUGGCCUUAGCGGUGACCCCUGUUGUAAAAACAGGUGAUAAUGUAAUGUUCAUUUUUGCCUUAAAUGUGCAUGUGUGCCCCCCCCCAUCCCCCGCCCGCCUGCCCGCCCGCCCUCUCUGGUGGUAUUAAGGCCCCUCAGCCUCUGUUAUUUUGGGUAAGGAGACCUGCUUGGUACUGGAGAAUGUAUACUGACAAAAUCGCCAUCUGCUGCUGUAGACCACCACGGUGAUUCACUUGAUUACAGUCACAAAUUAGUAGUGCGUCCCAAUUGAUGGCUUUCUGCCCUGCAACAUUCCAAAAAAAAAUUCAAUCUUGUUUAUUAAGCGAAGUUUUAGUUUGCUGAUGCUCGCAGAACUGACUGAUCAGUUUGAGUAGGCGUGCUUACUCAAAUCCAAGCAGGCGUGUGUCGGAAUCCUAACCUAUCACCAGUUAGGACUUAUUAGAAUUGACGGAAAUGGCUGCUCGAGAUCAGCUGCUUCAGCCCUGCGAGUGACGGUCAUCAUAAAUGUCUGCGUCCCUCACAUUCUAACAUUUCCAGUAAAAAAAACGCAGAUGUGUGAACUGUGGGUGGAUAUUUGGCCGUCACUGAUAGUUUUCUUCUUGUUCAAUGAAGAAGAAGUUGCUCGGCUGUCCCUUGAUCACAUUACUUGGACACAUUUAGUAAAUGUAUGUAUGUAUGUAUGUAUGGGGGCAUCUGCAGUUUGGAUCCAGUUGGUCUUGCUGGGGGACCAUUCAUUUGCCAGUGCCUGAUUGGAAGAUUGGUGAACUAAAGGUGAUUGGUUCAGCUGGCCGGAGCUGCUUCACUGUUCCCCGUGGAACUGUCAGUUGGGGCCCUCCCUUCUUUACUUUCCAGUUUACUUUCCUUUUCCUGGACUGUACAUCCAGGCCAGUGCCUGCUGAGGACAGGGACCAGUCAGUCCUCCUAAGACUUGCAGCUGUGUAACCCCCCCGCCCCCCCACCCCCCGCCCGCCCGCCCGCCCCUUUUUAUACUCCCAUUCUCCAUUAUAAUAAUUCAUUAUUUCUGUUGACAGUUCAUUAUUUGUUUCUGCUUGUUCGUAUGCUUCUCUGUGACGCCUGGAGAUUGCUCUGACCGUGAUAGUUCUGGACAAGCUAUUUACCUGUGUCAACAUUAAAGUGUUCUGACUGGAAA
This is a messenger RNA of Anguilla rostrata (American eel), 3411 nucleotides long. Its product is annotated as rho GDP-dissociation inhibitor 1-like. Gene Ontology annotation, molecular function: protein binding; Rho GDP-dissociation inhibitor activity. Gene Ontology annotation, biological process: Rho protein signal transduction. The record is from RefSeq and is a predicted model, not a curated record. Lineage: Eukaryota; Metazoa; Chordata; Actinopteri; Anguilliformes; Anguillidae. Gene Ontology annotation, cellular component: cytosol; cytoplasm; membrane. The coding region runs from base 228 to 839 and encodes 203 amino acids. The transcript is spliced from 6 exons.